Messenger RNA from Neoarius graeffei (lesser salmon catfish), 2208 nucleotides. It is a transcript of the gene htra3b, whose product is annotated as HtrA serine peptidase 3b. Lineage: Eukaryota; Metazoa; Chordata; Actinopteri; Siluriformes; Ariidae. Gene Ontology annotation, biological process: proteolysis. Gene Ontology annotation, molecular function: protein binding; serine-type endopeptidase activity. The transcript has 9 exons. Bases 275 to 1684 code for a protein of 469 amino acids. The record is from RefSeq and is a predicted model, not a curated record. Gene Ontology annotation, cellular component: extracellular region.
CGGCCGGACCGUCUGCUUACUCUGCACACCAGACAGACCUCCACUUGGAUCUGGAAGAAGUUUUUUUUUUUCCCCUUUAAUUAAUAUGAAGUAAAGUCUGCAUUGCAUUAUUGCAUUUCUGUGCAAGAAGAAACAAGAUCAGAAGCACAUAUAUUAUGGACACUAAUGGAGACUGCUGUCAAUAAGAAUAUGAUCUCAGUUUAAACUUUAGUUGUUUUCUUUUUGUUCUUCUUUUCUUCCACCGGUUGCCCUGCUUCCUUUAUUAGAUCAGACAAUGCGACUGAUUGUAUUAUCUGCGGUUGUGCUGCUGUGCGUCAGGACCCCGGCCCGCGCCGAACCCAAGUCCAAAGCCUGCCCGUCCCGCUGUGAUGUGAGCGCGUGCCCGAGCCCGAGCUGCCCGAGCGGGUACGUGCCGGACCGCUGCGGCUGUUGUCUGGUGUGCGCGCGCGCCGAGGGUGAAUCGUGCGGCCGCGCGCACGACCUGCCCUGCGGCGACGGGCUGGAGUGCAAACACCCGGCGGGGAAGCGGCUCUCUAAAGGCGUGUGUCAGUGCCGCUACGGAGCCAAAGUGUGCGCCAGUGACGGCAACACGUACGCCAACGUGUGCCAGCUCAAAGCCGCGAGCCGCAAAGCGCUGCAGCAGGGCCUGCCGGGACUCAGCUCUGUGCACAAGGGCCCCUGCGAGAGUGGCCGAGGUCCCACACACCCCAACAGCCCGAGGUAUAAAUUCAACUUCAUUGCUGAUGUGGUGGAAAAGAUUGCUCCAGCUGUGGUUCAUGUGGAACUGUUCCUCAAACACCCACUGUUUGGCCGGACUGUACCACUGUCAAGCGGCUCAGGCUUUGUGAUUUCGGAGACUGGGUUGAUUGUAACAAAUGCUCAUGUCGUGUCCACCACCACAUCCGUGUCAGGACAUCAGCAACUUAAAGUGCAGAUGCAUGAUGGAGACCUAUACGAUGCUACAAUUAAAGACAUUGAUAAAAAGUCCGACAUUGCCACCAUCAAAAUCAACCCACAGAAAAAACUGUCCGUCUUAUUGCUGGGUCACUCAGCAGACUUGCGGCCUGGGGAGUUUGUGGUUGCUAUUGGGAGUCCGUUUGCUUUGCAAAACACAGUGACCACAGGAAUCGUCAGCACAGCUCAAAGAGAUGGAAAAGAACUGGGUAUCCGGGACUCAGACAUGGAUUACAUCCAGACUGAUGCAAUCAUAAAUUAUGGGAAUUCAGGUGGCCCCCUUGUCAACCUGGAUGGAGAAGUGAUUGGAAUCAACACCCUAAAGGUAGCAGCGGGGAUCUCCUUCGCCAUUCCUUCAGACAGAAUAACCCUUUUCCUCAAUGACUCCAUGGGGAAGCAAAGCAAAGAAUUGAGAUCAGUGAAGAAGCGUUUCAUCGGAAUUCGCAUGCUCACUAUUACUGAAGCACUUGUAGAGGAGCUCAAGCAGCACAACCCAGACUUCCCUGAUGUUAUCAGUGGAAUCUAUGUCCAUGAGGUGGUUCCUCACUCUCCUGCUCAAAAAGGGGGUAUAAAGGACGGUGACAUCAUCGUAAAGCUGAACGGCCGGCCGUUAUCCAGCACCAGUGAGCUGAAGGAGGCGUUGUUGGAGGACACGGCUCUGCUGCUGGAAGUCCGCCGAGGCAACGAUGAUCUGCUGUUCAACAUUGAGCCUGAUGUUAUCAUGCAGUGACAUUUAUGCACCUUACCAUUUGCUCUGGUGAUGCCAGGACAAACAGGGGAACAUGGAUGGCAUGCCGGCAGCCACAGAAAAUAAAAGCCAAAGCCUUAAACACUAUGAACCCCCAAAAACAGCUGAGUAGGAGUUUCCCUGCUGUGCUUUGUCACCAAAAUACUGUAUAUAUAUGGAUGGAGAUGAAGCCUUGUAUUAUUUAGUUUAUGGUGAAUAAGGAAAUGUAUAGUACUGUACUGUUUUUUAAAGACAAUGCUGGCGAUACUGAAAAGCAGCUAGAUUUGUGCCUGAUGCCAUUCCACAAGCCAGGGUGAAGCAGAAUGAGCACAUGUAGAUGGUCAGUAUGCCAUCUUUGAAUUUUAACGUGUGUCAAGACAUUGUAAUAAAAUAAAAUAAAAAACUGGGGAAAAAAAAAAAAGUCAAACAUGCUAUGCAUUAGCACAUUGUACAAAAUGUGACCAACACAUCCUAUUGCUGUUCAUUUUAUAACUGUCUUUUGAUGCUCGAUAUCUACUUUUGUAACA